AUGGCAUCUCCUCUGGUCAUGAGGGAUUUGACUCCCCUCUUCUUCCGCUUUAAAGCAGAGGCAAAGGAAAAACGGCUGCGUUUCAGCAAGCCCACAGUCUGCCUCCCCAGUCCCACAAACAGAAAUGCCACUAGCUUUAGAUAUUGGGGCUAUGGGUUGGUGCUGCAGGUGGAUGCCCUUGAAGAGCUGCACGACGACCUUGCGCACAUCAAGGAAAGGAUGGGUCAGCUGCAGAAGGUGCAGCAACGGCGACUGCUGCAAGUCUUUGGGGAUUCUUAUGGCGAGACAGCCAUAGGCCGCGAGAUCGACACGCUUACUGCCGGCAUAACUCAGGCAAGCAUCUUUUUUGUCUUGUCGUUCCUGUUCCAUCGCAGCGACUUGAAGCUGCAAAAGUUGUGUCCACCUGGGGCUGCCCAGAGCUCCUCCACGGAGACGCGCAUGCAGCAGAAUGCUCAAAAGGCUGUCGCUGCCCAGCUGCAUAGUCUUAACCAGGCCUUUAGGCAGCAGCAGAAGGCCUACUUAGAAGGCAAGAAUGUUGCUAAGAGGCAGAUAUACACAAGCAAUAGAUAG
Molecule: messenger RNA, 570 nt
Organism: Eimeria maxima
Lineage: Eukaryota; Apicomplexa; Conoidasida; Eucoccidiorida; Eimeriidae
Product: syntaxin, putative
Exons: 4
Coding region: 1-570 (189 amino acids)
Biological process (GO): vesicle-mediated transport
Cellular component (GO): membrane
Source: RefSeq, a predicted model, not a curated record